AUGCUUCGUGUGCCCAUAUGUCGAAUACGACUACGACUAAAAAACUCUCAGUGGCAUUUUCGGGGGUAUUCCACCGCCAAAUAUCACGAUUCUGUCUUGCAUCGUUUGGCAGACAAAGAGCAUCGAAGCCAUUUCCGGAGCUUGGAGACAGAAGCCCGCAAAUUCAAGAAAGGGUGCAGUAGAGGCGAUAUCACGCUUCGUCCGUCUAUUCGCAACUUUCUAGUUUGGCUCCAUGUUACGAGAAGUGGAGAGUUGCUGGAUAGAACAACUAGAAACUCUCAACACGAGAUCAUUCUCAAUGCCAAACUCGGAAACCCCGUGAUUCCUUCACCAUUGAAGGUUUCGGCUGUUCUGGAGAUUGCCAUGUUUCAUUUUCUUACUGGAAUAUAUACCGAUGAUGAAGCAUGGUUCGUCAAACUGAAUGAGCAUCUCGAUGCGUUGAGGGCCAGAUUGGACUCCAACAAAAAGUUCAGAAAGAGGCAUUAUCUUGAGCUCUCGACCAUUCUCUCGCAGCUUGGUAUCAAAGAUGGACAUGGAGCCAAACAACAGGCCCUCUCAUCCGCACUAUCAUGUCUCUCUUGCGACACUUCUGCUACCUCUUCCAAUGUAGUAGCAUGGAUCCGUUCGCUCACCUCAGCCGGCGUCUCCCAAGCCUGUCAGCAGUUAGCUACGCUAUCCAACAUCCCAGCAUUUGUGACCUCAGACAUUCUUCUCCGUACACCCAUGUCCAAGGAUGAGCUCUACCUCCAGAUAGAUCUCUGGACUACGUUCAUGGGCUCGAUUGGACAGGCAUACCAUGAGAAAACUUCGCAUACCUCUAGCAUUAUCCACAACCUAGCAUACUAUAGCAUCCAGUUUGAUCCGCAAGCUCUUCCGGAUCUCAUUCUGCAAACAUUGCAAUACUUCACCUCGACCAAGUCUGGAUUCAAACAUAAGUUGAUCGACUACUCGUUUGUCAACCAUCUAGUCUAUUCCCUCGCAUAUUACUAUAUUCGAAGCUCACAUCGUGCGGGUCCAGCAGCCAUGGCAGUGAUCAGAUCUCAGGAGCAUUUGGUUAAGGGCAUUGGACACUCUAACUUGUCUCAGGAAGGCUUCAUUGGCAUUGUUCUUGCCAUUCGAGAGGUUUCUGACGAAAAGGCAGUAAAGCUUUUCAAAAUAUGCCAGUCCCACUUCCAUGAAAUGUCCACGUUCUUUCACAUUGGAAACAUUCAUCUUUCGACAACUCCCGAACAGUUGUUGCAUAGUUUCAAUAGUGCAAUAGCGCAAUUUCCCAAUUCUGCGUCGUUGUGGUUGGUUUUUGUGAAGAGACUCCAGUCGCUUGAGCUUUUAACUGAAGCCAGAGCCCAGAAAUUGUUAACUGAAAUUGUAACCAGAAAAGAUAGUCUCAUUCUUUCAAAGGAUAUCAUAUUGACACUCCUACAACCUGUUGACACUAUCAACGGCAUCGAAAGGUUCAUCAAGACUCUCGAGGAUGGGGACUUGCUUCAGAUGUUCAAAAGCGGAGUAGUCACAAAAUACUUGACAUUACUCUACCGUUUUAGCACAGAAAAGAAUGUCCGCAAACCGUAUCUCGAUCGAUAUGUCCACAGUACCACCAACAUUGACUGUGCCCGGUACUUGUACGCUAGUAUUGAUCGAAAAACCACGUCCACUAUCGGAGUGAUGCUCAACGGAGAAGUUGUGCACCAGCCACAAGAAAUUUACAACAUGUACAUAGAAGAACUUCAGGGAAAAUUGGCGGACGAGAAUUGUCUUGUGGCGCUUUUGAGAGCGUGUGACAUACGUCCUCAGGGCCAGGUGAUGAUGUGGGGUCAGCUCUAUGCUCCUCAGGUAGCAGUUCAUGAGUUUAAGACGCAUGUUGCGAAGAAAUUGAUGCCUGCUAGUACAGGUGGAAUAAUAGCGUCUAACAAACUCUGGAGAUUGUACAUUCAGGUGCUCAGCACAUCAGAUUACCUUGCAGAAUUGGCGGAGGUGAUACGAUGGUGGGAGCAAGUACAAUUUGUUCCUUCUAAGAGCACAUUGAUGGCACUUUUAAAAGCAUUACCCAGGGCGUUUGCUGAAAGGCACAUCAAGCAUGCCAGAUCUGUACCAGUCAAGGAGACUAUGCAGAAAUGGCCAUGGCCCACAUUGGAGGAGUUCCAGGAAUUUAUAGAAAGUAAAUAG
Molecule: messenger RNA, 2163 nt
Organism: Sungouiella intermedia
Lineage: Eukaryota; Fungi; Ascomycota; Pichiomycetes; Serinales; Metschnikowiaceae
Source: the annotation of a GenBank genome assembly